Messenger RNA from Phalacrocorax carbo (great cormorant), 3870 nucleotides. Lineage: Eukaryota; Metazoa; Chordata; Aves; Suliformes; Phalacrocoracidae. The record is from RefSeq and is a predicted model, not a curated record.
CGUGGCGCACAGCUGGUUUCCUGCGGCCGCGCGCCGGUGGCAGCCCCGCGGCGUCCGCCACGGCCCGGCCCCGCCGAUCGCGAUCGCGAUCCGCCGUCGCGAUCCCGCUCCCCCCGCGCCGCCCUCGGCGUUUCGGGGCGGGACCCGGCACUGCCGGGGUUCCCUGUCUCGCCCGGGCCGGCCAUGGCGCACUCGGCGCCGCUCGGCCUCCUGGAGCAGGGCUGCCCCAUCCAGGUGGAGCACGAUCGGAAGCGGCGGCAGUUCACCGUGCGGCUGAACGGUUGCCACGACAAGGCGGUGCUGCUCUAUGAAUAUGUGGGGAAGCGGAUCGUGGACUUGCAGCACACGGAAGUACCGGAUGCCUAUCGAGGGAGAGGAAUAGCUAAGCACCUUGCAAAGGCAGCCCUGGACUUCGUGGUGGAGGAGGACCUGAAAGCUCACCUGACGUGCUGGUACAUUCAGAAAUACGUCAAGGAGAACCCGCUGCCGCAGUACCUGGAACACUUGCAGCCUUAAGGCAGGACAGCUCUGACACCAGCGCACCUGUCCCUGACUGUUUGACGCGGCCUUUGCUUCUCUGCAGUCUCAGGAAACCCCUCUCCCACGCUCACAAUUCCCACUUUUUUUAAGCACGUCCAUGUGGUGCAUGAGUGUGGGCACGACCUCCUCCUCUCUGCCCACAUGUGAGCAUGGCUACAGCCACUGGGCCAGGCUGGCUCCAGGCACACACUGUGCUCCCCGGUGCUCUUCUUCCCAAGCCAGGGGGUGGAUGAGGAUGAUUUUUCCACCAAAUUCCAUGAGAAGACCAGGGGGUAUCCUGCUCUGCACCCCAUCCUCUUCCCUCUGCUUGGCGACAGCAGUGAACUGGCUGAGGGAUGUUGGUUAGGGAUGGUCACGGGGUACCAGCCCCCCUUUUCUCCCGCCAGUUGGGGGAGAUGCUGUGGAUUAAGCCUUGUGGGACAGGGAGGUGCUGGACAAGGCCCAGCCCCGUGGCAGAUUCAUCCCCUGUGGCAUCUGCUGGGCUCUGAGCCUGGCCCAAGCCCACAUGAGGCACAGGUGAGAACGUGUGGGCCAUGGUGGUGCCUCGGGGGCUUUGCUGCCCCGGCUGUGGAGAUGCUGGGACAGUGACACCUUCGAGCCCAGAGACAGGAGCCGUGUGAGUAGCAGGCUUUGGCUGCAGGGGCUGUGGCAAAGUAUAUGCUGCAUGAGUGCAGAGGAAGAAAGGUGGCUGAGUUUGCAGACGCUGCUCCCUGGAGAUGCCAGCUCCUGCACAGCGUCUGUACAUAGUCCUGGCGUGGCACCCCGGCAGGGUUGCAAGCCAUUGUUCCUGUCUCUGCUCCCUGCUAUCAUUGUGCUGGUAUGGACACAGCCUGCUCAGAAAAGCACCAGCCCCAACGGCCAGACUGGCCUAAGCAAUGAAGGGAUAUCCCAUGCUUUUGCAGGCACUAGGGUGGUUUCCUGCAGGUGAAGAGGAAGGCUCCCCUCAUCUCCCUUGACUCCAGCUCUGCACCCCUGUCCGUGCUCCAGAUCAUAAGGCCUGAGCCAUCAUCGUAUCCUGAGAGCAUCAGGGUAAGGCCUCUGGAACCUAGUCCUGGCCCAUCUCCAGGGCUCGAUACUAGAGCUGCCUGCCUCUGCCUGGAUGCUGGUCACUUCUCCUUACAGCCUUUGGAAAGAAGCCCUGGCUCAGGGCAUUACCUCUCUGCUCACUGGCCUCCUCACAGCUCCAAGCCCAGGGUGCUGGCAGUAUUGUGGGGUCCUUGGCCAGCAGCAGGAACAUCCUCGUGUCAUGCUGUUACCUCUAUGAUGACGACCUCGUAGCGCAGCUCAGUGUUGCCUCAGUUGGAUGUAGAGGUAACACAGCAGGGCACUGCCUGGCUCCAGCUUGCUGCCUGUCCUGCCUUGCCCAGGCUUUCCAGGGCCUGAGCUAGAUCCCAGAGCAUCUUCCCCUGAGCUCUUGGGUGUUUGUGGUGUCCCAGGCUGGGCUGCAGUGGGGGAGAUGGUGCUGCCAGCAUGCCAGCCCUGGGUGGCUGCAGCCAGGCAGGAUGAGGUAAGAGCCUUUCACCUGAAGGCUAAAACCAGAUCCAGCUUAUCUCUCAGCAGGGACUAAAGUUUACAAUCUGUGCCACUGACCGAAUGAAGCCCCGGCUAACAGGCAGCUCAGUCUUCUCUCAGAGCCCAGUGCAAAGUCCAUGGCAGCAAAGGCAAAAGUUCCUACAGUCUUCUCUCCUGGCUGGUUUGGUUGGAGAUGGAGACCCUGUGCCUGAUCUCAGCAGGGAGGCCCUGAGCUGUUACUCCCAGCCACUGGCUCAAGGCGAAGACCUGCCACCUACUUGUGCUAGUGGGCUGCCUGCCGCCGACAUAACGCAGCCCUUUGCCCGCAGGCUUGAGUAAAAGCUCCCCAACUCCAUCCCUGCCCUGCCACACCACAGGCUGAGAGACCCCUCCCUGUGUCCACCACCUGCCUGGGGAGGGACCAGUGCCUGGCGGCAGGCCCAUCUCUGUCUUGUGCUGCUCAGGAAAGGCAUCGGGCUCAGCCCUGCCGCUGCGUCAUGCUUCUGCCUUCUUGCUGCCUAUUUCAUCCUGGCUGCAACUUUCAGGGUGGCUUAGAGGGACUGGGAAAGGCUCACAGGUAAUGAACGAAAGAAAAAGGGCUUGAAGAAAGCUGGGCUGCUAAAUGUUCACUCUUUAACAUGCAAAACACACUUCAACAUCUAGUUACAGGAGCAAGGCUGGCUCUGUUACAGCCAAGUGAUGACAGAACCGUCCCUGCCCUUGACCCCAAGGUGAAGCUGAACCCUCUCCUCUCCUGCAAGCCAAGAUAAGACACUGUCGUAUCUAUGUUGCAGUGGGGCUGGUGCUUGGAAGAGAUGUGUGCCUGGUUGCCUCGUGGGAGCAAUAGCAUCAGCCCAGCGCUGGAAGCCUCUGCCCUGGUUUUGUGCUCAUUUCCACUGUAUGACAGUUCCCACAAAUACCCCAUCGUGUCUGCCGCAUGAGAGUGGCUCGCCAGAGGGUAUGCUGUGGUCACCGCACCGGCAGGGUCCCAGCAUUCAAGCCCUUCAUGCUGCUCUGGCAGGAACCUCGUGCUUCCUGGUGCUGGAUCACAAGUGGCGAUCGCUGCCUUAAAUCAGGCACCGCAAACAGUUUUGCUGCUGCUUCCCUUCGAGGUGCUACAAUCCUUCCGGUGUCUGACCUGACGGAGAUGUGUGCCAGUGUCCGUGCCAACUGUUUCACUGCUGUACCCAUCUUCUGCCCUGGCCUUCCCUUCUCCGUGGUCUUUGAUGUCGGCAAAUAGCAAUACCCACAGGUCACCAGUGAUGCCACAGUCCACAGUGCUCCUGUGAUCUGGCACUGCUGGGCGGGAGGCGGCUCAGUAUUCCUUGGCGUUGGGCAGCUCUCCCUCCCACCUCCCUGCCAGCUGCCCUUUCCCAGCUUAUCUCUGCAGGAUGGAGCUUGGAGUCCUGCGCGGCCCCUUGGUGCUGACUAAGCAUGGAGGAGUUGGGGAUCCUGGACUCUCUCCGGCAACGGGAGUGUGGAAGUGGUUUGGUUGAAUAUUGAGGUCCUCAAACCCAUUUGAACUACAGACCUUGGUGGGUGGGGAAAUGCAGAUUGGUGUCAAACCUGCUUCCGCCUCACCCAACCUGAAACACCCCCUCCCUCGUCCACUUCCCAGCGUUGUCUUCCUCUGUCCAAGGUUUCCAUUCUGUUGAAUUCGGUGGUUACAAUGUGCCUUUCCUUCUCAGGACCUGUUACAAAUGACCUUUCUGCUUUUGUUUAUGUCUAACAUUUAUCUUUCUCCCUCCCUCUGUCAUACUAUAAAACAUGAACAUAUUGCAUGGAGUACAAUACAAUAAAAAGUGUGGCUUAACUGAC